Messenger RNA from Rangifer tarandus platyrhynchus (Svalbard reindeer), 426 nucleotides. Lineage: Eukaryota; Metazoa; Chordata; Mammalia; Artiodactyla; Cervidae. The record is from the annotation of a GenBank genome assembly.
CUGGCAGCCAACCAGGCCGGGGCAGCCCCUCCCACCAGAACCCCCACGGGAGGGGCCUCAUUGCAACGCAGGGAUUGCAGCGACCACGUGGAGGACUGCCCUAAAGCACCUAACUGGCGAGCAGAGGACGGCAUGUCGCUGAGCUCCACAGAACAUCUACACGAGGCCCCUUCUCUGAGACAGCAGUGUAACUCAUCUACCCAGGACACAGAAGUAAACGAGAGAAUCAGGCACAAAGAAGAGACAGAGGAGUAUUUUCCAGACGGGGGAAAAGAGAAAGCCCCGGAGGAACUAAGGGAAGCAGAGAUAAACCAUUUACCCAACAACGAGUUCAAAGUCAUAAAGAUGCUCAGUGGACUCGGGAGGAGAAUGGAUGAACACAGUCAGAAGUUUAAUGAGGAGUCAGAAAAUAUAAAAAAAUGCUAA